AUGGGAAAGAAGGUGUUUGGUGAAGAGGAAUUGGGUAACAAUGUCUCUUCCUCUCCCACCAAUUUUCCUGAUCCAGCAGUUUCGAAUGGGAAUGGCAAAGAGAAGCAGUUUUUCUCCUCCGACGCCAUUAUCAACCUUAACCAAGGAGAUCCAACGAUGUUCGAGGCAUACUGGAAGGAGGAGGAGAAGAGUAAGAUAGUGAUAGAGGGAUGGCAGCGUAUGAGUUACUACUCCGAAGACUUCGCCGGAAAAGGCAUCAACGACAACCACAUCUGCUGGUUCAUGUUGGCGGAAUUUGAGAAAGAGGUUCGUCGGAUCCACCACUUUGUUGGGAACGCCGUCACCGCAGAUCGUUAUAUUGUCGUGGGCAGCGGUUCCAUGCAACUCUUUCAGGCUGCACUUUACGCUUACGCUCUCUCUUUUCCCAUCGAUGCACCCGAUUCACCACACCCCAUUAGCGUAGUCUGCGCCGCUCCUUACUACUCGUCAUAUCCAGCAGUGACAGACUACUUGAAGUCAGGGCUUUACAAAUGGGCAGGAGACGCACAUAGCUUCAAGGGUAAAAGCAAAGAACCAUACAUAGAGGUCAUCACUUCCCCAAACAACCCAGAUGGGUUUACAAGGGAAGCCGUGGUCUCCAAUCGUCACGGUGACGGAGCAGGAAAAGGGUUGCUCAUCUACGACCUCGCUUACUAUUGGCCUCAAUACACCGCAAUCACUGCUCCAUUCGACCAUGAUAUCAUGCUCUUCACCUUUUCCAAAUCCACUGGUCAUGCAGGUUCUCGUAUAGGGUGGGCUGUGGUAAAGGAUAGAGAGAUAGCUAUGAAGAUGAUCAAAUUUUUGGAGCUCAACACUAUUGGGGUUUCCAAGGAUUCACAACUUAGAGCUGCCAAGAUCUUCAAAACAAUAACUGAUAACUUGGGGAAUGAAAACUUCUUUAAGUAUGGAAGAAGCAUCAUGGCUGAAAGAUGGACACGUUUUAGAAAUGUUAUUAAAGAGAAUGGCAUUUUCAGUCUACCUGAGUAUCCCAAACAAUUCUGCAACUUUACAGGAGAAACCACUGAAGGAUAUCCCGGUUUUGCAUGGUUGAAAGUAAAGGAGGAGAUGGAGAUAGAUGAUGGUGAGAGCUUGCUAAAGAAACAUAAUAUCCUGACAAGGGGUGGGAAGUAUUUUGGAAUGGAUUCACGAUAUGUGAGGGUGAGCAUGCUUGAUCGUGAAGAAACAUUUAAUCUCUUCCUCGAGAGGCUAUCCGCCAUUAAUUCAUCUAAGAAAUAAAGGACUG
This is a messenger RNA of Telopea speciosissima, 1282 nucleotides long. Its product is annotated as tryptophan aminotransferase-related protein 1-like. Gene Ontology annotation, molecular function: carbon-sulfur lyase activity; transaminase activity. Bases 1 to 1275 code for a protein of 424 amino acids. The record is from RefSeq and is a predicted model, not a curated record. NCBI's taxonomy places the organism in Eukaryota, Viridiplantae, Streptophyta, Magnoliopsida, Proteales, Proteaceae. Gene Ontology annotation, biological process: amino acid metabolic process. The transcript has 5 exons.